This is a messenger RNA of Phytophthora nicotianae INRA-310, 723 nucleotides long. RefSeq lists its product as hypothetical. Lineage: Eukaryota; Oomycota; Peronosporomycetes; Peronosporales; Peronosporaceae. The transcript has a single exon. The coding region runs from base 206 to 511 and encodes 101 amino acids. The record is from RefSeq and is a predicted model, not a curated record.
GAGCAACACACACACCCGGCGAAAGCGACGGCGCCACAUGGACGACGUGUCGAUCGAAGCAACGCUCCUCGCGGCGGGUUCAAUCAAAUAGGGGGCGAAAUGGAGUAUCGUUGGUGGCGAGGGCCCCCCCACGGCCACCGAAAGGCGAAAGUCUCUAGUUGCACCCUUCUCUGCUUCGUCGUCCGGUCGCACCGGAAGGACGGCCAUGACCGCGUUGCCUGUUGUAAGCUUAAUCCCUCCAGUUGUCUCUAGGCAUUGCGUAACAGUGUUGGCAUUGCUAGUCCGCUCAUGGAGUUGCGCUGCUGCUGCCGUUUCGGUAGUGGUCAGCGACGCUUCCAGCUUCGAACCUGUUCAGCAGUGGUGCUUCAUUGCUAACGUGGCGCUUCUGGUUUCGCUGUGCCUUGUGCAAAACUAUUAUACUGAGUCGUUCAACGUGGUUUUUGAAAUACACGAUAGCUCUUCCUAUGAACAUUUUCAACGACACGGAUCAACCUUCUUGGCAUACAAAUGAAGGAUCUCCAUUGCAGAUUGGCUCGCUUUCGACUUCAACUUGCAUCGUUUUGCAUCGAAAUGAUCAAUAGCGAAAUUGCUACUAAGGGGGCUUACAACUAGUGCUGCAUCGCGCCGGAAUCUAAACCGUUCAAUAUUGUCGACUUCCAAGUGGCAUCAAUACGGGCGAAAUCUAAAUCCGAGUUUAAAACCUGCGACAAAUCUAAAUCCGAC